GCGAUUGAAUCAUUUUGGGACUCCGAGGAGAGCCAAAAAGGGUUUUCUUUUCUUUUCUACGAACGAGAUCACAAACAAAACCACCAUCAAACAGUAAAAAAACAUGGAAUCUGAAGGGCAACAAAACUCUUCCAACCCCUCUGCCUUGAUCGCUUCCCUUUUAUCCAAAAGAGCCAAACAUCAUGAGGAUCUUCGCACCAUCGAAAAACAGGUUUAUGACAUGGAGACAGCCUACUUACAGGAUCCAAGCCAGUGUGGAAAUGUUUUAAAAGGUUACGAAGGGUUUCUGUCAGCAUCUAAGAGCACUUCACUCUACAAGCGAACUAGGAAAUUUCAGCCAGAAGAUAGGCUCUUUUCACUAUCUUCAGUUACCUCACCAGCGACUGAAGAACAAGCUGCAAUGGGAGCUCCCUCUGGGAUGGGCCCGGGAAAGCCAAAGAAGGGUAGACCUGGACCGAGGGAUGUGAGAAGAAUCAGGCAAUAUAGUGAACCGGAUUUUGACUAUGAAGAUGAUCCUGAUAUGCUUUGAAACUAUUCUUGUUUACUGAGGUUUAGUGCUAGUUAUGCUAUUGAAGAGGUCAAAGACAACAAAAUCUUGGUUUUGCAAGUAUAAUUGUGGGAGAAUUGGAUUUGCCAUCAAUGGUGUUUUAAAGAUUCAUGUUUCUUGAUGUGUAUAUAUGCAUACUGGUGAUUAUAAUGAAUUUAGGGCACAUUCAUGUGUUUCAUA
This is a messenger RNA of Helianthus annuus (common sunflower), 727 nucleotides long. RefSeq names its product chromatin modification-related protein MEAF6. Gene Ontology annotation, cellular component: histone acetyltransferase complex. NCBI's taxonomy places the organism in Eukaryota, Viridiplantae, Streptophyta, Magnoliopsida, Asterales, Asteraceae. The coding region runs from base 104 to 529 and encodes 141 amino acids. The transcript has 6 exons. The record is from RefSeq and is a predicted model, not a curated record.